CCUGGUUGGAUGACAUCAUCGCUAAGUCAACAUGGCUGACGGCAUCCCGUUAGAUUCGAUACGGAAAAGCUUGCGGAGAAACCACUACUACUACCACUCUGUCCGACAUUCGAGAUUGUCCGUGGACGAUGAGCCGUCCAGCCUGGAUGAGAUGCCCCUGAUGAUGUCCGACGAGGCCUUCGAGAACGACGAAAACGACUACCAAACAUUGCCGCGGGCCCGGGUUAACCACAGACGGCGAGGACUUGGCUGGUUCCUCCUCGGUGGCUGGAAAGUUCUCUGGUCAAGCUGCUGCGAUUGCCUGGUCCGAAUGUGCCGGCGGAAGAAGGAACUGAAAGCCCGCACCGUGUGGCUUGGCCACCCGGAGAAGUGCGAGGAGAAGUUCCCCAAAAACUCCAUCCACAACCAGAAGUACAACAUCUUCACCUUUGUGCCAGGGGUUCUGUACCAGCAGUUCAAGUUUUUCCUCAAUCUCUACUUCCUGGUGGUGGCCUGCUCGCAGUUUGUGCCCUCGCUGAAGAUCGGAUACCUGUACACGUACUGGGCGCCCCUGGGCUUCGUGCUGGCGGUCACCAUGGUGCGCGAGGCGGUGGACGAGGUGCGGCGCCAUCGGCGGGACCAGGAGAUGAACUCGCAGCUGUACACCAAGCUGACGCUGCGCGGUAAAAUCCAGGUGAAGAGCUCAGACAUCCAAGUGGGUGACCUGAUUAUUGUGGAGAAGAACCAAAGGAUUCCCGCAGACAUGAUCUUCAUGAGGACGUCUGAAAAGAACGGGGCGUGUUUCAUCAGGACGGACCAGCUGGACGGCGAGACAGACUGGAAGUUGAAAAUGGCGGUGGGAUGCACGCAGCGGCUUCCGGCAGUGGGGGACCUCUUUUCCAUCAACGCCUUCGUCUACGCCCAGAAGCCUCAGCUGGACAUCCACAGUUUUGAGGGCAACUUCACACGGGAGGACGCCGACCCCCAGAUCCACGAGAGCCUGAGCAUCGAAAAUACGCUGUGGGCCAGCACGGUCGUAGCGUCGGGCACCGUGAUUGGGGUGGUGAUCUACACAGGCAAGGAGACCCGCAGCGUGCUCAACACGUCCUACGCCAAAAACAAGGUGGGCCUUCUGGACCUGGAACUGAACCGGCUCACCAAGGCCCUGUUCUUUGCCCAAUUGGUUCUGUCCAUCGUGAUGGAAGCCGUGCACAGCUUUGUAGGUCCGUGGCUCCGCAACCUCUUCCGCUUUGUGGUGCUCUUCUCCUACAUCAUCCCCAUCAGCCUGCGAGUGAACCUGGACAUGGGCAAGGCGGCUUACGGCUGGAUGAUCAUGAAGGACGAGAACAUCCCCGGCACGGUGGUGAGGACUAGCACCAUCCCGGAAGAACUGGGCCGGCUGGUCUACCUCCUGACGGACAAAACAGGCACUCUGACCCAAAACGAGAUGAUCUUCAAGAGGCUGCACCUGGGGACCGUGUCCUACGGUACCGACACCAUGGAUGAGAUCCAGAGCCAUAUUAUCCAGUCCUAUGCUCAGGGCUCCUCCAGUGGCGACUCGGCCACGGCGUCCCAGAAAUCCCAGACGCCGGGCCCCAAAGUCCGCAAGAGCGUCAGCAGCCGCAUCCACGAGGCGGUGAAGGCCAUCGCCCUGUGCCACAACGUCACACCUGUCUACGAGGCGUGCGGCGAGACUGAAACGGCAGAGGCCGAGCAGGACUUCACUGACGACAACCGCACGUAUCAGGCUUCCAGUCCCGAUGAGGUGGCGUUAGUGCAGUGGACGGAGAGCGUGGGCCUCACCCUUGUCAACCGGGACCUGGGGUCCCUGCAGCUCAAGACACCCGCUGGGCAGAUACUGUCCUUCAACAUCCUGCAGAUCUUCCCCUUUACCUCCGAGAGCAAGCGCAUGGGCAUCAUUGUCAGGGAGGAGUCGACAGGUGACAUCACGUUCUACAUGAAGGGCGCCGACGUGGCCAUGGCGAGCAUCGUCCAGUACAACGACUGGUUGGAGGAAGAGUGCGGCAACAUGGCCAGAGAAGGUCUGAGAACGUUGGUGGUGGCUAAGAAGUCGCUGUCCGAGGAGCAGUACCAGGACUUUGAGAGCCGCUACAACCAGGCCAAGCUGAGCAUCCACGACAGGACCCUGAAAGUGGCGGCGGUGGUGGAGAGCUUGGAGAGGGAGCUGGAGCUCCUCUGCCUGACUGGCGUGGAGGACCAGCUGCAGACCGACGUUAGGCCCACGCUGGAGCUGCUCAGGAACGCCGGCAUCAAGAUCUGGAUGUUGACUGGGGACAAGCUUGAAACGGCCACAUGCAUCGCCAAAAGCUCUCAUUUGGUCUCCAGAAACCAGGACAUCCAUGUUUUCCGACCGGUGACCAACCGAGGGGAGGCCCACCUGGAGUUGAACGCCUUCCGCAGGAAGCACGACUGCGCGCUGGUCAUCUCGGGCGACUCCCUGGAGGUGUGCCUGCGCUACUACGAGCACGAGUUUGUGGAGCUGGCGUGCCAGUGCCCCGCCGUGGUGUGCUGUCGCUGCUCGCCCACGCAAAAGGCCCAGAUCGUCACGCUGCUCCAGCAGCACACCGCCAACAGAACCUGCGCCAUCGGUGACGGCGGUAAUGACGUAAGCAUGAUCCAAGCUGCCGACUGCGGGAUUGGAAUCGAAGGAAAGGAAGGCAAGCAGGCGUCGCUGGCGGCCGAUUUCUCCAUCACGCAGUUCAAGCACAUCGGCCGCCUCCUCAUGGUGCACGGCAGGAACAGCUACAAGCGCUCAGCGGCCCUGGGCCAGUUCGUCAUGCACCGUGGGAUGAUCAUCUCCGCCAUGCAGGCGGUCUUCUCGUCCAUAUUCUACUUUGCUUCCGUUCCCUUGUACCAAGGAUUCCUCAUGGUUGGUUAUGCCACCAUCUACACCAUGUUCCCGGUCUUCUCGCUGGUCCUGGAUGAGGACGUGAAGCCGGAGAUGGCGCUGCUCUACCCGGAGCUCUACAAGGACUUGACCAAGGGCCGCUCGCUUUCCUUCAAGACCUUCCUGGUCUGGGUUUUGGUCAGCGUGUAUCAAGGGGGCAUCCUAAUGUACGGGGCGCUGGUGCUGUUCGAGUCGGAGUUUGUGCACGUGGUGGCCAUCUCGUUCACGGCGCUCAUCCUGACUGAGCUGCUGAUGGUGGCGCUGACGGUGCGCACGUGGCACUGGCUCAUGGUGCUGGCCGAGUUCUUCAGCCUGGGCUGCUACCUGGCCUCGCUCGCUUUCCUCAACGAGUACUUUGGCAUAGGCAGGGUGUCCUUUGGAGCUUUUCUUGACUUAAACUUCAUCACCACGUGGCCUUUCUUGUGGAAGGUGUCGUCCAUCACGCUGGUCAGCUGCCUGCCGCUCUACAUCAUCAAGUACCUCAAGCGAAAAUUCUCCCCGUCGAGCUACUCUAAACUGGCCUCCUGAGACUAACGAGAACGACAGCUCAUCAUUUUCAUGCACUUUUGUUUUUCUUCUUUUGAACCGACGCAACUCCUCGCCGCUGGAUGUGGAGGUCAGUGAUCCACUGGAGCAAUCAGACACUUUUUCCUUUUUUUGAUUGACAUCUCAGACUUUUUGGGAUUACUUGAACAAAGCGAGCACAAAAAGUUAAAAAAGGAACUCGUCACACACCAAAAUGGCCACCAGAGGGAGUACGCACUUUGAUCCAAAGCUCCUCAAGUGUCAUUUUUUAAAUGCUUUUUAUAUACAUCUUUAUAAGUGUUUUUACUCAAAAAUGCAAUCAGGGUUGUCCGGAAUGAGUUUUAUUAUUCACGGCAUCUGCGUUUGCAUCUCUGAUCACACAUAUCGUUUUUCAGGCGGGAAAAAAAAGUCGAACGGAAUGUGGAUGGCGUUUAUUUUGUAAAACUUUCCCUAAAGUGCAUUCCUGUGUCGUGUUGAAAUGUUGCGCAUGUUGUGCUUUUACGUCCCACAUUGCAAGUUGAAACCGUGUCGCUGCUAAUUAAGCUGUUCUUUUUCCAUUCAAGACUCAAUAAAAUUGAAAGAUUUAA
Syngnathus typhle (broad-nosed pipefish) is the source of this 3999-nucleotide messenger RNA. RefSeq names its product ATPase phospholipid transporting 9B (gene atp9b). The transcript is spliced from 28 exons. The coding region runs from base 32 to 3415 and encodes 1127 amino acids. Lineage: Eukaryota; Metazoa; Chordata; Actinopteri; Syngnathiformes; Syngnathidae. Gene Ontology annotation, molecular function: magnesium ion binding; ATP hydrolysis activity; ATP binding. The record is from RefSeq and is a predicted model, not a curated record. Gene Ontology annotation, cellular component: trans-Golgi network; plasma membrane; endosome. Gene Ontology annotation, biological process: retrograde vesicle-mediated transport, Golgi to endoplasmic reticulum; phospholipid translocation; endocytosis.